UGAUUACAAAAUAAAAUUUUAAACCAUUUCUUAAAGCUAUAAAAUUGAACUACCUUUAAAUACAACAUGUAUUCACUAUUGGACAGUAAUCGUAACUCCUAUUUAUUUAACUUAAAAAACUCUGAAAGAGAGAAAGGGAGCAAUUAUAUCCCUUGACAAUCCAUCCAUUACCAUAUAACAAAUAAAACUUUUAUCUAUUAUUUAUUUUAAAGUAAAUCAACCUAGAAAUUUAAAAAAAUGCAUACAUUUAAAAACUUAAUAUCAUUUCAGUGAGAGCCAUGACAUUAGGGUAAUCAAUGAAAUUAGUAAGUAGAAUUAAAUAAUUAGUAAAUAGUUGCUGUCAAGAGAAAAGGCCUAAUAUAUAUGAAAAACACAAAAAGGAGUUUUUUUUAGCUAUUUGAACCAUUAAUCAAAUGUCAUAAUCCAGAAGAAGUAUCAAAGAAUUAUUUAAUUAAUUACUUAUAAUUGUUUCAUUUCUAAUGCGGACAGCUAUACAUUAUAACAUUAUUAAUUAUCUUCCAUACCAAUUCUCAACAUAGACGAUAUACGGUGAAAUCGAUCUAUUGGGCUGGUUUAAUAUAUAUUUACUGUCUUAAAGUGAUCAUAAUCACUUAUAAUUUUAAAAUAAUCACUUUUUUAUAAUCAUAGAGUGAUUACUAAUAACCUGAUGACUUAUGAUUUUGAUUUGAUCAAUUCAGUGGUGGAUCUAGAAAAAAAUUAGUAAUGUCAAUUUAAGUAAAAUAUACCUAUUGAGUUUGAUCCCUGGACACAUAUGGCAACUCAUUAACCAAUUCAUCUAAUAUAUAUUUACAUGUGAUAUUUCCUUUUAUUUUGAAUUUAAGUGAUGUCAAUUGACCUUAGUGAUAGCACUCCGCCACUGGAUCAAUUAGAAAAAUGAGUUAAUUACAUAACCUUAUCUCAUGGUGUGACAAUCUCAUAUAAGACAUGCUGUCAAAUUAUACGAUCUCGUUAAUCUUAGAAAAUAAGUUACUUAUACAUUUUUAAAGUGAUUAAUUAAAGAAAUGAGUUAAUUAUACGAUCUAGUUCAUCUCACACAUGUAACCCCUCUCCGGCUUAGUCCAUAAACAACAAAAAAUGCAGCAAAAUUACACAUGAAUGUCGAAAAAAGGAAUCUGAUUUAUGAAUAUUAUUAAAAAAUAAUGUCAAACUAUAUAUGUGUCCAUUAUUACUUAUAUUUAUAAUAUACAAGUAUUUAUACAUGAUCAUCAUAUCUCCCAUUCAAAGUCAGCCCUUCAGCUAAGUUUUUAUGAUCUCAUUCUCUUCUGUUUGUACACAAAGUCACCAACUGGUAAAUAUUGACAAGUGAAUGGAAGAGCAACACUACUAUGGAAAUAGUAGUAGCAUAGGUAGCAAUAACAAUAAUAGUUGCAAUAGUGAUCUAGCAAGUAUAGUAGAUGGACAACAUGUUGAAUCUUCAAAUCUAAACUCAUUAUUUUCUAGAGGCAACAUUAGUGAUGAGGUUCCAUGGAAAAUAGGAGGAUCCAUGGAAAACAUUUUUGAUGAUCUAUUGUUACAAGAUUUAAAAAAUGAUGUCCAAAAUGGUUUGCUCCCAAGACAAAAUUAUGCUCAUUUGCAAAAUGAUUUCGAAAUAUUUCCUCUGGCUGAUAAAAAUGAUGAAGAUAAUGAUCAUGAUUUGGGACAAAGCAAUAAGAGAAAUAAUAGAGUUCGAACAGACAAUAAAGAAGCAGUUCGAAGAUAUCGAGAGAAGUUAAAGGCCCAUGAAGUGUCCCUAGAACAAGAAAUUAAUAGGUUAAAGGCUUCAAAUGAAGAGUUGUCAAAUAAGUUGGAGGAUGAAGCUACCUUACAAGCUGAAAUUUCUUGGCUUAAGUGUUUGUUGGUAGAUAUUAAAGGAAGAAUUGAAGGACAAACAUACUAUUCUCCUAGACCAUAUGUUAAUGAUCAUCAUCAUAGGUCUUGUAGUGGAAAAUGUGUUGAUAAUGUAAGGCCAUUUGGGCAAUCUACACAAAUUUUAUAUGAUCAAGCUCCAAGUGAUGAUCAAUCUCACAAGAUUAACUAUACAUCGGUUCAAGGACCUCAACAUUAAGACGGUAAAAUAUAUACUUUUAU
This is a messenger RNA of Amaranthus tricolor (Joseph's coat), 2088 nucleotides long. Its product is annotated as basic leucine zipper 19-like. Lineage: Eukaryota; Viridiplantae; Streptophyta; Magnoliopsida; Caryophyllales; Amaranthaceae. Bases 1328 to 2065 code for a protein of 245 amino acids. Gene Ontology annotation, biological process: regulation of transcription by RNA polymerase II; DNA-templated transcription. Gene Ontology annotation, molecular function: DNA-binding transcription factor activity, RNA polymerase II-specific; RNA polymerase II cis-regulatory region sequence-specific DNA binding. The transcript is spliced from 2 exons. The record is from RefSeq and is a predicted model, not a curated record.